CAAGGAAAAUGCCACAGCAGUAAUUUGAACAAAAAAUAAAUUGGCCAUUCUUCUUGUGUGUUGCAAGAUUAAACAAAAGUACAUUCUGACCCGCCAUUGUGACAAUGACAUACUCUGCUUUCAGUUUGAUGGUAAAGGCUUUCAGCAGGCAUUAUUCAACAAUAAUAGAAAGUAACCAAGUACUUGUACUUGAGCACACCAGACCACAAAGUCAGCAAACAUUUGAAAGCUCAUCACUGACUGGAUGAUGUAGCUAGUAGUAGCUAUGUUCUUGAAGUGAAGAAAUAGGACUAGGCAAGCGUCUCCCACCGACAUAAACACUUCUGUUCUCUGCGACAGUUCGGGGGCCAAGAAGGAAAAGUUGUAAGCAUGCGUAUUGAAUAUGCUUAGCUCCUCCCACACACAUACUUCUCUCUCAGUAAUCACAAUUCUUGCCCAUCGCUACUGAUUUCUUUGCCACCAUAUGUUUGAUUCUGCAAACCGUCUCGAUCGUUUUUGUGAGCAGAAGAACACUCAUGCGAAUAAAUCAGUCGCUUCCGGGUUGACGAAAACCCCAUGUUCGGCAAAACGUCCGCUUGCAGCAUGAAAAAAUUGUAACGAAGGAGUUUCCGUCCCGGAUUCUUGUUCUCGGAUACACCGUUAUUUCGAUCCCAUUCUUGGCACAAAUAACCCCACAGGGCUUCCGCCUCUUCUCCAUCUAGUUCGGCCAGGUACGGGAAGGAUCGCCACCUACCUGGCCUUGAAGUGCUCGUACAUGGCGCCCCAGAACCAGGCAUGUUCCAGUUUACAAUGUCUGUUUGCCCCCACACGUCCACCACUGAUCCAUCUUGCAGCCGGCCCGGAGCAAUCUCCCAAGUAACGUACUAUGUAUAUUUGUAUUACGAAAAGAUUUGUGUUUUAUGGGACGGGUGGACAAAUGAAAGAAGUCAGAAGAGAAGAAGGCAUGAGAAUUGACUGUGUUUGUAGACUUCCAAUAGCGAGUUACAUAUGAAAAGAUAUGGAUGUCUUCAAUGCAAACUCACUUCCUCGGCACCAAUGAAGACAUUCCAUCGGUUUUGAAAGACAGUGCUCCAAAUGAGUCGCGAACUUUCCGUGGUACAUCCAGGGGCUAUCGUCUCGAACCAAAUAUUUCCACCAACCAUAGCCGUUACCAUCACCCAAGUCACCACCGAUGUGGGUCCACGCGCAAACAACUGCGCGCGGAUAGGCGUGGUCGUAGCACCGCUAUCGCGUUUCUUUCUUGGAUCAUGGGUAAUGUCACCGUUCGUUCGGUCCGCAUUUUUCCAACCCAGGGGGAGAAAGACGAGCCAUGCACAGCAGGCCACGUAGCUCAGAAGAUUCGAGUUCCGUAUGCACAGGGAUAUGCCGAGGUGCAUCAUGGAGAUCACGCCAAUGGCGAACCAAACCGUUUUGGCGCUCCCAAGAUAGGAUCCCGCCAGUGCCACUGGGGCACACAGGAGCUCUACCCACACCACCAAUGGUGUCAUCAAGCGCAGGCCUUCGGGUCCGAUCAUGCCGUACAGAUGCUGUGCCGGAACCGUGUGUCGCGCAUAGGUGUCGAGGGCCGGGAGGGGGUCGGCGUGGUACGUCCAUCCCUUUUUGGGAUCCAUAUAUUUUCCAGAUCCGGCGUCGAAGUAGAUCCAGACGACCAACAUUUUGAGUGCCACCGUGGCAGGAUUGAUAAAGACAUUCUUUUCGCGGAUGGAUUUCGUUGCAGUUGCAGUGGCAUUGGCAUGCCGAGGUUUUAAGACUGCAGCAAGACUCCAUCGUUCGUCAAGCGGCAAAAACAUGGAGUAGAAGAGCAAAUAAUAAAAAUAUCGAUCCAGUAUAAAGUAAAGCCAAGUGU
Messenger RNA from Pseudo-nitzschia multistriata, 1846 nucleotides. NCBI's taxonomy places the organism in Eukaryota, Bacillariophyta, Bacillariophyceae, Bacillariales, Bacillariaceae. The record is from the annotation of a GenBank genome assembly.